This is a messenger RNA of Pocillopora meandrina, 11582 nucleotides long. NCBI's taxonomy places the organism in Eukaryota, Metazoa, Cnidaria, Anthozoa, Scleractinia, Pocilloporidae. The record is from the annotation of a GenBank genome assembly.
AUCAGACAUUUAAUCGAGCUAUAUUACAGGUAAUAAACUCCACCUUACGCCAUGCCACGGAUCAUAAUCAAAGGAGGGGUUUGGAGAAACACUGAGGUAAGCCUAAUUUCCAGAUCCUUGUUGCAUGCGUAUGUGACGAUGGUAAACUCUUCACGAUUGAGACUAAAAUGUGAGAUAAUUUUAGUAUGGAUCUCCGACUGACUGUUAAAACAAAUUUUAUUUCGUUUCCUUCCUACAAGGAGUAGACAGCAAAGUAUAAGUUCCAUUCUCGUGUUUCAUUUGUAUUUUGAAUUUAGGAUGAAAUUCUAAAGGCUGCUGUAAUGAAAUAUGGAAAAAACCAGUGGUCCAGAAUCGCGUCUUUGUUACAUCGAAAGUCAGCCAAGCAGUGCAAAGCUAGGUGGUAGGUGUAGAUCUUUGGUAAUUUUUUUCGAAAUGUACAGCCAUUCAUUUGAGAAGUGUCCUUUAGACCGCCAGGAUCAGCGUUUUCAGAAGUCCUCAACAUAGAGAGAGAGAGAGAAAGUAAACAAGAUGGUAUACACUUAUUAAGGGUGUGAGUCAAAGUGUAUGAACCAAAUUGUCAGUAGUUUCAUUGUUUGCCUGCUCGUAUGGUGCUCUGUCACUAGUGACUGUGCUGUCUGAUGUGUUGGGUUUUUUUGUUAUUUAUCAGGUACGAGUGGUUGGACCCCAGCAUUAAGAAGGUAACAAAGCCAAUUUAGUUAAAUCAACUGAUUUUAUAAGGAAAAUUUGCCUCCACAAAUAAUUUAAAAGCUGAAACUUUGAGCAUUAGCCCUUUGUCAGAGCUGUGACAAAGAGCUAACCCUCCAAACAUCAGUUUAUUAACCCUUUACAGUGGCCAAUUUACAGUAGCAAAUCAGUUGAUAACACCAAAUCAUCUUGUAAUAUCCCCUCCCCCCCCUCCCCCACCACCAAUGCAACACCAUAGUUCCUUCAGAAAGUUACAUCAACACAUCAACAAUAUGAUAGGAAUCAAACAUAUUGAUACUAAACCCAAGCAAUUUUUAUGUUGCUGAACUUUUGUUCUUGGAUUAUGUACAUCAGGCUCUCUUUUGAGCCAAGUAUAUUGGGAAGCUUUUGCAUGGGUUCUGAAACUGAUGUGAAGAACAUUAUGAAAAGUUGCAUGAAAAAAUGGGAAAUGUUUAUUUUAAGCUGGGGCUUUAGAUGUAAACAGGGAUUUGCUUUUAAACUCUCAAAUUCCCUAAAAGUGUAUCAUGAGAUUUCAGAAAAGUUUUUCACCAAAUUUGUGGGAUAUACAUGAUGUCGCUAGAAGAUUGAACUUGGUCACUUUCCACAAGUUGAUAUGAGCAUGCAUGUCUUAUCUCUUCUGUUCUCUUCAGAAACUACUGUUUGCCUUUCUCUGGGACACAAAGUUAGAAUAUCUAGAUUCUUUUUGAUUUCAUGACCUGUAAGAGCCAGAAUAACUUUUAUUACUGUUUAUUCUUGCCAUGAACAGACUGAGUGGAGUCGUGAAGAAGAUGAAAAGCUGCUUCAUUUAGCAAAGCUGAUGCCAACACAAUGGAGAACCAUUGCUCCUCUCAUUGGUCGCACAGCAUCACAGUGCUUGGAACGAUAUGAGUUCCUUUUGUAAGCCAGUUUAUUUUAUUGAUUCAGAUAUAAGCUGAGCAAUUUGGGCUGAAAUUAGAGCAAGAGUAGAAUUAAAAUUGAGCUCUAGAGGUGAUCUUGGUCUAUGGCAGAGAGUUUUUGAUAAAAACAAUUUUCCAGUGCAUUUGAACAAUACCAAAGGGGCAUGUAUUCACUCACAAGCUAAGCUAUAUUAAAGAAAAACAAGAGAGAAUCUUUUACUUUCCACCAUUACCAUUAACCAGGUACAAUACCUGUUUGAGUGGAUUGAGUUUGGUUUUGAUUCUCUGCCUUAAUGGAAAAAUUUUCCCACCUUCUCCCAUUUUCCCCUCCCUGCAAAAAAUAUCCCUUGAAACUCAACUGUGCUGGAAAACAGUUGAUGAAGAAUUUCUGUGGGAUAUACACGGCAGCUGAUUUGUAGUUAUUUACUUAGUCCUCUUUUUAUUCAUUUAUUUCUCAGAGAUCAAGCUCAAGCUAAAGAAGGGGAAAAAGAUGAAGGUGAUGACCCACGCAAACUUCGCCCAGGAGAAAUUGAUCCCAAUCCUGAGACAAAGCCAGCAAGACCUGACCCUAUUGACAUGGAUGAAGAUGGUACUUGAUAACUUUCUUUUUAAGAUCUCUUACAAUUUACUUAUGUGAGACAAAAGAGAUGUACGUUUAGAUUAUAUCAAUGGUCAGUUCAUGUAACUGUUUUCAUAAAGUUUCUUUGUUUUUUGUAAUGAUCAGAGUUGGAAAUGCUGUCUGAAGCAAGGGCUCGUUUAGCUAAUACUCAGGGUAAAAAGGCCAAGCGGAAAGCUAGAGAGAAACAGCUUGAAGAAGCCAGGUGAGGUUGGAAACAGGAGUCUAAGAAUUGAUCAUACAAACUUUGUUUUAUAACAUAGCCAAUCAAAUUUAAUAGUUUAUUUAUUUAUUUAUCUUUUUUCUUUGUGAAUUUAUUUGAGUGAACAUGCUCCAUAUUCUCAUUCAGCAUGCUUAUGACGCUUAUAAUGAUUAUGUGUUGGCAUUGAAGGGCAAUAGAGGAAUUGAAUGACAGUCCCCAGAGGCUUAUAAGAGCUUCCCAUCAGUGGGGGGGGGCACUUGGAGCAUUUACUGUACAUGUGUGUAUAUGUACACUCUACAAACAGGUGUAUGAUAUUUUGAAUGAUGUUUUUUUUAGGCGACUGGCUGCCUUGCAGAAGAGGAGGGAACUGAGAGCUGCUGGAAUAGAGUAAGUUCAUUAUUACCAACAGUUUCCUACCAUCUUCUUUAAAUUCUUGGCCCAGUUGUUAUUCCUUUUAAUGUAGCCUUCCUAUCAAGUUUGGGCUCUCAUAAAAAAUGUGUCAGCCAGCAAUUGUCUGUUGCUUACUGUAAGAUUCAUAACCACUUACCUACUAAAUUUUCUCCCCACUUUAUUCCUAAUUUUUUUCUUCAUUUGUCAAUUCCACCUCAUUCAGGUUAAGUAAAUGCCUUCUUCAAACAUUUUCAAGGAAACUACCGUGAAGGAUAGUUCCUAUGGAGGGCAGAAACGAUAGAAUUACCAUGAAGAAAAUGAAACUGAGAAGGCUAAUUCACAUGUGAAUUACUGUAUAAUAUUCUCAUGUACUCUUGACUAAGAUAUUUGUAAUUAAAUUUUAUUUUUCAAACUUGAAGAAUACGAAAACACAGAAAGAAAAAGAGAGGAGUGGAUUACAAUGCUGAAAUACCAUUUGAGAAGAAACCAGCUCAAGGUAGAGUACUGUUGAUACAUUCAUGUAAAGUUUAAGAUGUACUUAUUUGAAAAUCUUUAAUCAGGGAGUGUUAGGGGUAACAACAGCAUAUUUCAUAGACAUGUACAUGUAAUUCACCCUGAGAUCAAGCCAGCUUACAAGACUGGUACCUAUUAAGGAGGUGAAAGAGCCCAUCCCCCUUUUGGUGGCAUGAAGAGAUUAUGCCUGUUGCUCCAUUUCCACAUGUUAUUGUUUCCCAGCAUUUCAGCUUCUUGGUGCUUCUCUCUUCUUCUUGAUGGUGAAAGGCAUUGUAACAGUUAAUAUUUCUGCCUAAGAACACAAGGCAAAAAUGGGGCCAGGCACUGGACAAAGAUUUCUUGAUUCAAAGUCAAAUGCACUGACUAUUUGGCCACCAUCUACCUUUUCCUGCCCUCCCCUGCCCUGCCCUUGAAUUGAGCAUAAAUAAUUAAGUUAGAAACAAUGUACUCCCCUAUUUUAAGCAUGAUAGGUAAAAGAAAUUUUCAAACUGAUAGAGCAACCCUUUUAGCUGUUGAAUUUUCAAGUAAUAAAAGUUGCUAGAGGUGGUGAAUUUUUUCUGGUUAGUGCCUGAAAAGGAGAACACUUUUGUUUUGACUGUUUCAAUUGACAAUGGCAGUGAUAAGGAGGUUGACAAUGAUGAUGAUAUAUUUAUUCAUUUAUAUUUUGGUAGGUUUCUAUGACACAGCUGAGGAGGAACUACCUGACUAUCAGCCAGAUUUCAAAAAACUUCGUCAGGAUCAUCUGGAUGGUAAAAUGAGAGAUGAUGUUGAGCAGGUGAAGAUCGAUUUUCACUUCCCAGAUUUAGUUAUAUUCAGUAGAGUCAAGACAAGACAGCAUCCAUUUCUACUGUAGAAUCAAAAAGUUAAAACUUUUUGUUCAAAUCAAACGUAUAGAAAGUGGGUAGUCUUCUAAAAUUACUGGGUGCCCUCCAUUUAUGAAUAGUAAAAAAAUAAACAAGUGUGAAAAUUGGCUUUACUGUGAUUAACGCUGCAAGGAGUGAAUCGUGAUGAUGAACCUGACCCUUUUAUCUCCAUAGUCAACAGAUAAAUUCUCCUUACCAGUCUCCAUACAUAUUAUUGUAACAGCUAUGGUGAGAAUUUGUCAAAGAUCAGGACAGCUUCUCUUUUGUUAGCUUGUCUUGAUCCUCUUGAGUUUUUCUUGAGACAAUGUCUUGAUAGUGUGCCCAGAAAUUUAUGCUGAUUAUUUUUGGGCUUAAAGAGAAAAUCAAACCUACGUAUUUAAAAUGAGCCCAUGGAUUUCUUCAUUUGACUUCAUUUUACAGCAAGAAAGAAAGAAAGACAGAGAGAGGAUGAAAAAGCGAAAAGAGACAGAUCUUCCAGGAGCUGUGAUGCAAAUUAACAAGUAAAUAUUAUGGCUUUGGCAACUGCUGGCUUGAUUUUAAUAACUGCAGCUGCUAAGUUGAUGAUGAGGUUCUGUUUAAACUGUAACAAUAAGAAGUGCAUCAAUGGCAGCAACAUCAGAGGUUAAGGAUGAUGUUUACAAGAAAGAGCAAAGAGUUAAAUCUAAUACUUUCCUCUCUGCUUUCAACCAUUUGUACAAGUCAGGCAUACCAAAUAUUCAACUUUGUUGUGAACAUGAAUUUUUUUUUAUUCUUUCAGUGUUGAUCUUCAAGAUUAGAGAAAAAGAGAGCAUUCUUAAGCAUCAUGCUUAAACUCACCCAUAAAAGUGUUGACAGCCAAACAACAUCAAUUCCCCCCCCCCUCAAAAAUAGCAAGACUGAAAAUAUCAAAACAGAAAAAAACAACAGGAAUUUGGCAAUUAACAAAAAGCAUCAAAACCAAAAGCCAUGACAACAAUUUGCAAUCAGCAGCUGUGACUAUUAACAAAACCUUAUUUGCAACAAUAUUCUCCACUCUAUCUCAUCUGAGAAAGUAAACAACACCCCCCCCAAAAAAAAAACCCACAACAAUACUACCAUUACAAUUUCACAAACAUAAACCAUGUGCUGAUUUUGUCCUCAUUGCAGACUUCAUGAUCCAGACUCAGUAAAGAAACGUAGCAAGCUUGUUCUUCCCAAACCUCAGAUAUCUGAUACAGAAUUAGAGGAGGUUUGUAAUUUGAAUGAUCUUCAUAUAUAUCUGUUAUGUUCACAAAUUCACACCCUGCAAAAUCUGUUGUCUUUUUAUUUUUUUUAGAUUGUGAAGAUGGGCCAGGCAAGUGAGACAGCUCGGUUAUCAGUUGAAGACAGUAACAUGGCAUCCAAUGCCCUUCUGAGUGAAUAUUCAGUUACUCCUGCGGCAGCCCAUGCUCUGAGGACUCCUCGAACACCUGCUGAACAAGAUACAAUUCUGCAGGUACUACAUGGAGGGUUUCUACUAUACACUGUGCACUGUGAAAAUGUUUUAAUUCAUGCUGAUCUUGGAGAUUUGUUCCUGAUUUGCAGUAAUAAGUUACCCCUGUGUUUAAUCUAUGAGAAGAGAAAUAUGGGUACUGGCAGGGUUAGAGACACAUUUUUCUUAACCUUUUGUUAUUCCUUUUGUUUCUUCCUCGUUACUGUUCUGCUGUAAAAUUUGCAAAAAAUUAGUGCCCAGCAGAAAAAUCAGUCAUCUUGAGCUGCUAAAUUAAAAUUCCUGCAAAAUUUUGUUCCAGUGCUCAUGGCUUACAUUUAUUUUGUGGUUGAUAAACUGAAACAAUAAAUUUUCUUGAAUCCCCAACACUAAAGCAUGUUGUCACGAUAAAUGAAUCGUUAACCAACUUGCUUUGCUCUGUUCAUCAGGAAGCCCAGAAUAUCCUGGCUUUAUCUAAUGUGGACACUCCUUUGAAAGGGGGUAUGAACACACCCCUCACUCAGAGUGACUUUGAGGGUGUUACCCCAAAACACCAAGCUGUUCAGACACCAAACAUGAUGCUAGCAACACCAUACAGGACACCUCAGGGAGAGAGUGGGGGUGAGUGUCGCAAGUUAAGGACCACUCUGUACUUGGAGUGGUGCAUACAGUGAUUCUUCAAGUCCUUUUUUACAUCUGCACAAAGUUAUUUCAGUAAAGUAAGAACCACUCUCUUGAACGCUCAUUUAAAAUCUCACUCAUUUACUAUCAGCUCUCUCAAAUCACUGCUGUCUCGAAAUGUUGAAAACACCGAAUAAUUAAUUAGACAUUUUUAGUGUGUAUGACUUUGUAAACUGUCUCUUAUUUUUGUUAAAGAGGUAACACACUUUACGUAAAAAUUUAGUUAUCUACAGAAAGUACUCUUUUAAGGUCAAUUGACGAUUCCAGUUUGUGACUCGAUAGAAUACGCAAAUAAAUGAAAAGAACAAUUCUCUGCGUUUUCUGUUUCGUCUGAUGUACCAUGCGUAGCUUUUCAUUCGACCGUAAAUUGUGUUUUGUGUCCUCAGGCGUCACUCCUCAUAGCAUGGCUGGUACCCCUCAGAGGGGAAGCUCUGCCACACCAGGGCGUGCAUCUGUGAGAGAUAAACUGAAUAUUAAUCCAGAAGAGUCGCUGGAGGAGUAUGAAGCAGGUUACAGAGCCAAAGAACAACAGGUAAGAAUUCUCUGACGGGUUCGCGCUAGACUUCGGGUUGAGAGGUCUGGGUUCGAGCCCUAGCUGGGUCGUUGUGUUGUGUUGUGUCUUUGUUUUUCGUGAUUGUUCAUGCAGGAAGAGCUAAAGCUCAUUUGAGAGCGGGUUUAGCAUAAUUUCCCUCUCCCCUCUCCACUCAUCGCGCUAAUCAUGUUUACAGGACUUGUUUUUCGUGAAUGCUACAUAAUGCAAACUGUAUUGUGUUCAUGCAGGAAGAACUGAAGGCUCAGUUGAAAGCGGGUUUGGCAUCACUUCCAGCGCCUUCUAAUGACUUUGAGAUAGUACUACCUGAGGUGAGAUGCUUUUCUUUCUUUUAUUGUACCCAUACUUGGGUUAUGUUCAGCGCUGUAGAGAUUUCUUUAAAAUAGUUUUUGAUGUGAUCGUUUCAGUUUGGUAUUUACCCAAGCUAUGACCAGAAGCCUCUUCAUUUUUUUUCCUUUGGCAAUGUUUGCUUUCUGUUUAUUUUUUUGUUUAUUUUUUUAUUUAUUUCUUUUCACCUCCUUUGAUUUUACGCGUUUCCCAAGUCGAGUAGAGUAUGUAACAUGAAAUUUCUUCUGUUACUAACAGACCGCUGAGGGUGAAGUAGAGGAGACUACAGAUAAUGGUUUCGUUGAAGAUGCAGCAGAUGUCGAUGCCAGGAAAAUGGCCAUGAAAGCUGCCGAAGGUUUGGAACUAGACACUUAUCUAAGAUAUUCUUUUUUCGAUUUGUGAGCGUUAGAUUUAAUCACCAACGAUUGGCUUAGACUCUCCGAGCAUAAUUUGCCCUACUUGUUUUUAGUUUGAUUUUUCAGAGUAUAAAUACAUGUCUGUUGUUGUUUUGUUGAAUUUUUUUACAGAACUUAGAGAAUUAAAACGGCGGUCUCAGGCCGUACAGCGGGACAUGCCACGCCCAUCGGACGUUAACGCUACUGUUCUAAGGCCGGCCAAUGUUGAACCACCCCUCACAGGACUACAGCAGGUAGAAAGAGGAAAGACUGUAGUAAAUGUUUAAACUAAACACUUUGUUCGCUCGGUUUGGUCCAGUUUGGUUCGGUUUGCCAAUUACUAACAUACUUUCGGUAAAGUUCGGUCGCUCUUUUUGCUCGUUUGUGCCCUCUAUGAGUGGGUUAAUUCGCUGUUGCGUUGGUUCGCUCGUUGGUGACGGGUUCGUCGGUUUACUACAUCUUUUGCUCUUGCACUCUAUUAAUGUCCUAUUGUCGUGUCAAAACAGCGAAGUUUCGCGAACAACACUCCCAUGCAGUUACCCUCAGUCAAGUCGCAUUUCUCUGAGCUCUUUUAGCAAAAGAAGACAGAGAAAAAGAAAACACUGCUAUGUUUGAAAAUCUUUACGUGUCAAAUUAAUGCUUUGCGAAUUUUCUGCGUUAGGCGGAAGAACUCAUCAAACGAGAGAUGGUGACCAUGAUUCGACAUGACGUCGUCAAUCAUCCAACAGCUCUACAGAUCGAAAACUUGACUCACAAGAAAUCCAAGAAUUCUGCGCAGGCUGUUAUAGCAGCAAAUCAAGCGGCUCUUCAAAAUGAACCUUUGGAAUCGUUUUCAGAGAAAGAGAUCGGUAACGCGAAAGAGCUUCUGGCGAAGGAAAUGGAAUUCGUCAAGUCUAAAAUGGCUCAUGGAGAUCUGCCCAUUGAGAGCUACACUAAAGUGUGGGAAGAAUGCUACGCUCAGGUACGGCGAUUUAAUCAUCGCUUUUUUCAACACCACAUAGUUUAGCUUGUAAAUUCGUAGUAACAUAAAAGUAUGACCUGGAUCCUGAAAAUUAGUUUGUUAAGCCCCUGUAGAGUUAUCUUUUGGCUGCCCAAUAUAACAGUGAGCGUAACUACAGGGGUAGCGAGGGACAAGUUUUGAACUGAAAUAUUGGUGUUUCACUAUGUCUCCUUUGCAGCCUUGGUUAUUUUCCGUCACGCAACGCUGUUUGCGAAAGCUUUUUUCGCGACGAGAUAACACAAUAGCGGCGAAGGAGACUGAUGAACGGACCCCACCAACAACGUUAGAAAUGUAGUUGAUGCGCUAGGCUGUGAAAAGGAUUCUAAACACUUCUCAGCUACGAAAAGUCUUUGCAGAGAAGGUUGAUUUUGAGCUUAGUCAUCUUAUUAGGGCUAGGGUUAGAUGCACAAGUGCUGUCAAGUCUUUAAAGUAAGCCCCCAUGUGUGUCCAUUUAGUCGAAAGAUUCGGAGCUGUAUAUUAAUCUCUAUUAAAGAGGUUCCAUUUGUCAAACUAGACUGCUCGUGUCUCCGACAGGUUUUGUUUUUGCCGACACAGCAGCGAUAUACAAGAGCUGCUUUGGCCAGUAAGAAAGACAGGCUGGAAUCCUUGGAGAAAAAACUUGAGGUAAGAGACUGCAUCGUCUUUGUAAAUGUAUAUUGCUAUGUAGACUGUAGAAGUUAUUACAUAAGUACAAGAGAAUAUACAAAAAUGAAUAAAUAUGCUGUAUAAAAGAAUGAACUCGAAAGACAUACACGGAACUAUUUUAACUAAAAUUAUGCAGAUUCCAAGUUCGCGGCAUGUCACUAAGACAGUUCUUUGCACGUAGUAUUGUAGUCGCACGGAGCAUGAUAAUUACGGUACACAACAGAAGCUAAACGACAAAUUUUUUCUCUAUCUUUUUCUUUUGAUUACUGCUAAAGAUGAACCGAACACACAUGACAGAAGACGCGAAACGUGCAGCCAAAGUUGAGAAGAAACUGAAAGUUCUUCUCGGUGGCUACCAGGUAAGAACAUACUCUGUUUCUGUUUGAUUUUACUUAAUACGUUUUAAACCAUAUUUCGCUUGACGCCUCGUGACCAAAUCCAAAAUCGUCAUAACGUUUAUUAGUGCACAGAAAAUUUUAGAACUUAAAGAGAAAAAAAAAUCGAACAGCUUUAAUUGGAGCGAACGAUUAAGGAUUGAUUUUGAUUGGUUUCCGUUUUGAUUCUGAUGGGUAGGCAGGUCCAUGCUAGAUUUCUUCUUCAAUUUCCGGGCUAAGAAAAGCCAUACUGACACAAUCCAGGUUACUUCCCUUACUGAAUUGCUUAAUUGAAGUCUGAAAGGGGACAAAAAAAUGAAUUUUAAUCAGUUUAAGUAACCAAACAUCCAGUAUCUUUGCAAAUACCAAGACGGACUUUUUCUAAAGAAAGGAAUGGCAUAUGGCAGUAAUGUGCAAGUUUGUGCUUCUUUAGUCUUUCCAAUUCUUUUGUCAGUGAGCCUGAAAACUUUGAAGGCUAAAGUUUACAUAUUAAUAUUUUCUAUGGACAGAAAUAUUAGGGAGUUAUUCUCUCAGCGUUUCGGUCUGAUAUAUAUUUCCUUGCAGACCCGAGCUGUUGGUUUGACGAAACAGAUUAACGAUCUCUACGAACAAGUUGAACAGGCGCACAUGGAGAAAGAAACUUUCAGUUCCCUGAGAGAACAUGAACUGAGAGCUAUUCCCAAGAGAGUUGAGGUAAUAAGAAAGUGUAUUAUUUUCACUCCUAAUCUAAACUUAUCUUGUUGUCUGGCCAAAGGGUAAACCUUUGUGGAAAUAUUGGGAAGGACUUCUUCCCUCCCUUUCCCCCCCCCCCCAACCCCCUUAUCUCAACUCUUACAUGUAUCUCUCGUCGAGCGUCCAACUUUAUUGAUAUCCAAGGAAUCUUGAGUCAAGGAACACUUUUAUUGCCCAGCUUGAUUUCACGAUUUUUGGUCAAAGAAACUCUUGUACGACGUUGUGUUUUUAUUCGCCAUUUUAAGUUCCACGACUGGAACUGCACACACUUGUGUAAAUGAUAAUCAUUUUCUGGUGGGUAAGUGUUUAACAUUUUAAUCCGAACGUUCAAGAAGCCGUCAUUGUCUUCAUGGUUGAAAAAAAAAAGAUUUUCUCCUGGAAUUACCAAUUUUUAAUAAUUGGAAGAGGUGCCUGAGGUAAAUAGUAUGAUUUUUUUGGAAACUUGUGGAGUCCUCUACCGAGAGAGUUGUGAGUCCGAUCCUUAUAUCUCCUUCCCUAAAUUUGGGGGAGGGGGAGGGUUGGUCUGUGAAGGCUUUGGGAACCUUCUUUUUAUUGCAUUACAUUACAUUACAUGGUGAUUAUUUUUUUCUCCUGUUUCCUUUCAGGCUCUGAGAGACGAUGUGAGAAGACAAACCGAUCGUGAAAACCAACUUCAAACUCGUUAUUCCAACCUGCUGUAUGAACGAGGCGCGACCUACAGUCAGAUGCAACACCGCUGAAAAUCCACUCUGUUUCUCUUGCGUCGUUUUCAGGGCAUGAAGUGCCUUAGUGUCGAAGAUUUUUUAACACAUCUCAAAACGCAGACAACUUCUGACAUUAACGUGCACUUGCAAAUAACCGACUUGAAGAUUUCUAUCAAGAGAAACUUUGUUGUCAUUGGAAAUCUGUCUCUUGGAAGUUUCAAUUUCGAAACUAUUGUCACGCUGAAAUGACAGUGAGGUGUUUUUGUCGAGCUACAGUCUCAGAAUUAAUUUAAUUAAUUAAUAAUCGAAGGGAGAACUAGAAAUUAGACGUAGGGAAUAAGUGAACACGAGACAAAGCACUUCGUCGCCGCCAUAUUUAUUCACCUACACGGACGGUAACCCUUUGAUUCAUUAUCGGUAAACCUCGUCUUCUCAGUUCGUUAGUUGACUCGACCCAAGCCUCCCUCGUUUAUUUACUAUCGCGCUUCGUUUUUCUAACUGAAAGCCUGAAACAGACUAGUCUUCUUGAUACUGUAGUGACCAGACUAAAUUUUUAUGAAAUAAAAGAGUUGUUUAUUAAUUUU